Nematolebias whitei (Rio pearlfish) is the source of this 1117-nucleotide messenger RNA. RefSeq lists its product as uncharacterized. Bases 136 to 966 code for a protein of 276 amino acids. The transcript is spliced from 9 exons. The record is from RefSeq and is a predicted model, not a curated record. Lineage: Eukaryota; Metazoa; Chordata; Actinopteri; Cyprinodontiformes; Rivulidae.
AGUCUGGAUUCAGAUUUAGACCCUGUUGCUCUUUCUACUCGAGCCCACCCUUUGUUUACUUCCACACAUCUCAGUUCUGGUGUAAAGUGGACCGACCUGGCUGCCAUUCAGUCACAACUCCAGAUACAGAGCCAGAUGAUCGAGUCGCUGAAGUGGCAACUCCAUAAUCUGGAACGGGAGAAACAGUUUCAAAAUCGUCAUAUUCAGAAUCUACAAGAGGAGGUUCACUGUCUCCAUGAGGGGCUGGUGGAAAGACAAACGGAGGAAAUGAGAAUAAGGCGCAUCAAGCAGGUCACGUCCAUGGACAAACUGGAAGACAGUUUUAACUCGAAGCUUCACAGAGAGGAACUGAACGACCUGCGGAGAGAGGUCGAGCAGCUGAAAACAUUGCUCAGGAGACAGGAGACAGACCUGCACCUCCAGCAGAAAGAGGCAAGGGAGACCAGAAGACUGUAUGAAUGCAGCUGCAAAACACUGGCGGAGCUGACAGAGUGCUGCAGAACACACAGGGAUGAUUUGGUAAAAACUCUCUCCCAGUAUUCCCACACUCAGCAAGAGCUCCAUCACAUCAGAACAGAGUUGUCAGAACUAAAGGAUGAAGUGAGAAGUCUCUCCUCCAGAGGACAGGAGCCAACAUCUUUGUUGUCUCCAACAUCAGCGGCCCCACCUCUACCAGUCCCUCAUGGCCACAGCAGGCGGUUCAGAGCAGACGAGACAGAUUCUGACUCGGAGGACUUCAGCCCAACCUUGAGCCUAGCCGAGAUCAGCUCAGAUGAUCUGUCGUGGCUGGAUGACAAAGAACCAGCUCAACGACUACGAACGCACCUCAGUGUUCAGUCCAAGCGGAGUGAGUUUGCUGUUCCGGGCUCAGAUGUAGAGGAUCGUGUUGACAGCGAUGGUGAUGAUCUUCUAGACGACGUUGAUAACCUGGAGUCAGGAUCCAACCUAAGUCUUAGUGACCUUUGACCUUUGAAGGUGUUAGCGGGGUUGAGAACAGCAGGCAGCCUCAAUAAAACAUAAUAAAAUAAAUAAUAAAACAAACUUGGCACAGAAGACAGUAUAUAGAUGUAUGUAAGUUAAUCCUGUUGUUUAAUCUGCUUUGGUAUAUACUUGUACU